ACCCCCUCGUCCCAAUCAGACUUUGCUCCACGUCAGACAUCUGAGGGGAGCCCACAUACGCAGCUCCUCUCCCCACAGGGCCUCCCUUUUCUGGGUCAUGAAUUUCCAGAGCACUGGCUCCUCCUUUUGCUGGGCUGGGGAACUUCGUGUCUCUUCCCCCUCUCCGGAGCUUAGGGACACCUGGGCCCAGCUUCCCCAGGGAAUUCAGGGAUGGGGUUGGAGAGGAAGUCCAGUGCCAGAUGCAAGGUAGGUAGGGUAGGAAUCUGCAUGUAUGCAGGAAAAGACUAAUCUGGUGCUAACUGGCAUGGAGGCGGGGUGAAAAUUACGGGGACAAAAACCUCAUUGGGCCCAGGGUCUUAGCCAUGUGGCUUUCCCAGAGGCAGAGGGCAGCGCCCCCCUCACGCUCAGGGGCCCAGCGGACUGGCCUUUGACCCCCACCCCAGAGACCAGUGAACCAUUAACUCCUUUCCACUUGAACCUUCCCACACUGGCUCCACCCAGCCUCACCCAAAGGCAGGUGGGCUAGGAAGAGGGGCCGCGUCCAUCUCUGCAUGACGUGGCCUCUGCUCCGCCUGGACAUCUGGGCACAAGGAGGCUGAGCCUGGGUUCCCCCUCCUUCACGCCGGAACCUCUUAAUAUCCACAGCAAGGCCGACGUCACUACUCUCCCGGUGCGAGUGGGGGCACAGUCCUCAGGAUGUUCCGGGGGGAAUAGACGCUGGAACCGGAGCCUGCAGCCCAUCCCCCUCAGUGAUGGGGCCCCCUGGGAGUCACCUGCUGGCUGCUCUGUGUGUGGGGGUGGUCUCAGGCUGGGUAGGGGGCUCAGUCCCCAACCUGGGUCCUGCGGAGCAGGAGCAGAACCAUUACCUCACCCAGCUGUUUGGCCUCUAUGGAGAGAAUGGGACGCUGACCGCAGGGGGCCUAGGACGCCUUCUCCACAGCCUGGGGCUAGGCCGAGUUCAGGGGCUUCGCCUGGGACACCAUGGGCCUCCCGGCCGGGUGGCACCCCCAGCUGGAGACAAUUCCACACACAGGUCGCAGGAGCCCGAGCUGAGUGUGGACGUCUGGGCAGGGAUGCCCCUGGGUCCCUCAGGGUGGGGUGACCCAAAGGAGUCCAAGGACCCCCACCUGGUCCCAGGAGCAGCCCCCUCGGGCCUGGACCUCUUUCACAGGCUUCUGAUGCUAGACCACUCGCUGGCUGACCAUCUGAAUGAGGAUUGUCUGAAUGGCUCCCAGCUGCUGGUCAAUUUUGGUCUGAGCCCCGCUGCUCCUCUGACUCCUCAUCAGUUUGCUCUGCUGUGCCCAGCUCUGCUUUAUCAGAUUGACAGCCGCGUCUGCACCCAAGCCCCAGCCCCAACACCCUCGGCGGAUCUACUGUCUGCCCUGCUUCACAGUGGCCUGGCAGUCCUGCUGCUCAGCCUCCCUGCUCCCCUCUCCCUGCUGCUGCUGCGGCUCCUGGGACCUCGUCUGUUGCGGCCCCUGCUCGGCUUCCUGGGGGCCCUGGCCGUGGGCACUCUUUGUGGGGAUGCACUGCUACACCUGCUGCCACAUGCACGAGGAGGGUGGCACACAGGAGCUGGUGGGCGCCCAGAGGAGGACCUGGGUCCAGGGCUGUCAGUGCUGGGAGGCCUGCUCCUGCUCUUCGUGCUGGAGAACAUGCUAGGGAUUUUGCGGCACCGAGGACUCAAGACAAGAUGCUGCAGGCCAAGGCGGAGGGAUGUCAGAGCACCACACCUGGACCCAGAAGAUGGCUGUGGGAGGGCCCUUCAGCCCCUACAGGCAGCUCCAGAGCCAGGGGCUCAGGGCCAGAGGGAGCGGGACAGCCAGCCCUCAGCAGCCCCGGCCCCCAUCGGGCACCAAGGCCACAGCCACGGGUGCCAGGGUGGCAGUGGCGCCAGUAUCACGUGGAUGGUCCUCCUGGGAGAUGGUCUGCACAACCUCACUGACGGGCUGGCCAUAGGGGCUGCCUUCUCUGAUGGCUUCUCCAGUGGCCUCAGCACCACCCUCGCAGUCUUCUGCCAUGAGUUGCCCCACGAACUUGGUGACUUUGCAAUGCUGCUCCGGGCAGGGCUGUCUUUUCGGCGGCUGCUGCUGCUGAGCCUCGUUUCUGGAGCCCUAGGACUAGGGGGUGCAGCCCUGGGGGUGGGGCUCAGCUUGGGCCCUGUCCCCCUCACUCCCUGGGUGUUUGGGGUCACUGCCGGGGUCUUCCUCUAUGUGGCACUCGUGGACAUGCUCCCGGUCCUGCUGCGCCCUCCCGAGCCCCUUCCUACACACCACGUGCUCCUGCAGGGGCUGGGGCUGCUGCUGGGGGGCAGCCUCAUGCUCACCAUAGCCUUGCUGGAGGAGCAGCUAUUGCCCCUGGUCUCUGGUGACUGACGGGGGGGAUGGGUGGGGGGCCAGUGGGAAGGGGUCCAGGCUGCCCCUCCUUCCCCCCAGCCACAGGAAUGGAGGCGGGACACAGGGCCAGUAGGAGCAACAGGAUUUUAAUAAACAGAACCCAUCCCAAA
Messenger RNA from Oryctolagus cuniculus (rabbit), 2506 nucleotides. The record is from RefSeq and is a predicted model, not a curated record. NCBI's taxonomy places the organism in Eukaryota, Metazoa, Chordata, Mammalia, Lagomorpha, Leporidae.